Acipenser ruthenus (sterlet) is the source of this 1168-nucleotide messenger RNA. Its product is annotated as transcription factor Sox-17-alpha-B-like. Gene Ontology annotation, molecular function: RNA polymerase II cis-regulatory region sequence-specific DNA binding; DNA-binding transcription factor activity, RNA polymerase II-specific. NCBI's taxonomy places the organism in Eukaryota, Metazoa, Chordata, Actinopteri, Acipenseriformes, Acipenseridae. The coding region runs from base 48 to 923 and encodes 291 amino acids. The record is from RefSeq and is a predicted model, not a curated record. Gene Ontology annotation, biological process: anatomical structure morphogenesis; cell differentiation; regulation of DNA-templated transcription. The transcript has 2 exons.
GGACACUAGAUAUUUUCUAGUGCUAACAAGCACUCCAAGGCACAGCAAUGUAUUUUGAACAGCUCUAUCAGAAUUUGGAAGUGAACUCCCCAAACGCCAGGUAUGGUUGCGAUCAGAUGCAGAGGUUUUCCCCCGAGACAGCAGAUGGCGACUCGGGAUGGUCAAGCUCAUCCAGUCCCGACAGGGUCAACAUGCCAGACCGAUGUUCCAGCCCAGACGUAAAGACUGCAUCAGAACCUCGCGUAAGACGACCCAUGAAUGCCUUCAUAGUAUGGGCCAAAGAAGAGCGGAGAAGGUUAGCUCAUCUUAACCCAGAUCUGGAGAAUACCGAUUUGAGCAAAAUACUUGGUAAAUCUUGGAAAGCUAUGUCUUUAGCUGAAAAACGUCCCUUUAUGCAAGAGGCAGAGAGACUCAGGGUGCAGCAUAUGCAGAACCAUCCCAACUACAAAUACAAGCCCAGGAGGAAAAAGCAGUUUAAGAAAAGCAAGAAAAGCCAAGCUUUGGAGAUGGAACGAGUGAGGGAUAACUGCGAGGAGAACAUCAGUGCCAAACACCAUAACCUGAGUUACCUGAUCCAGAGCCAAGGUCAACAGAUCCCUUCCUACAUGCAGCUCCAAGUAGCUGGCAGUGCCUACUUUGAGACCUACUCCCUGCUCACUCCUCAAGCGCCUCCUCAGCAAAUCAUAGAAGCCAAUGCCAUGUUUCUACCACCACAGGUUGACCAGUGCAAUUGGAAGCCAUAUAGUAACCAGCUCAAUGCAGGCUUCUCUUUUAUGGACAGUCACCUAGAACAGUAUCAAAGGGAACUACUGGGUGACUUAGACCUCAGUGAACUGGAGCAGUAUCUUGGUCCUGCUGCUUGCAGGUUCGACUCUCUGGACACUUUCCCAGUAACAUCAGCACAUAUACUGCAGAUGUUUUGAGUGCUGUUUAUUAUUCAGCAGCUAAAAUAGCUGUGAAAGACUUGAUCAUAUUUAUUUAAAAAUAUCAUUUUUGUUGUUUAUUUAUUUAAUUUAUUGUGAUAGACCAUCCUGUCAUAUUUGCUAUUUAAACCUUGAGGUCAAUUGAAUGUCCACACACUGCUAAUAUGCUAAAGAAAAGGCUGUUGUUUCAACCUGUUUUUCUAUUUUUGUCAUUUUAUUUAAGAGUGUGUGACAUGCCUUUUGUA